This is a messenger RNA of Cynocephalus volans (Philippine flying lemur), 1339 nucleotides long. RefSeq names its product C1q and TNF related 8 (gene C1QTNF8). The coding region runs from base 331 to 1092 and encodes 253 amino acids. The transcript has 3 exons. The record is from RefSeq and is a predicted model, not a curated record. Gene Ontology annotation, molecular function: protein binding. NCBI's taxonomy places the organism in Eukaryota, Metazoa, Chordata, Mammalia, Dermoptera, Cynocephalidae.
AGCCGCCAGCCCCAGGCACCAUCCCCCAACCUGGCCAGCCCAAGACACCUGGGUCCCCAGAGCCACGCAUGGGCACAGGGGGCCCGCGAGGCAGGCUGCACAGACCCUGUGGCAGGUGGCUGAGGGCAGGCCGGUUGGUGGAUGGAAGGGCCCUGGAGCGUCCCGCCCGGGAGCUCUGUGCACUUGGCCCUCGGCCUGUUGGUCUUGGACGGCCCAGGGGAAGCCGCAGGCGCCCAUGGGCAUGAAAGGCUCUUUCACAGGCUGCCGGGGCAGUGAGCAGGAGAGGCCAGGCAGGCAGCAGCGCCCGCGGCCUGAGACGGCCCUGAUGCAAUGGCAGCCCCUGCCCUUCUGCUCCUGGUGCUGGUGCUGCCCACCAAUGCCUGGCCUGGCCUGGGGCUGCCCCGACAGCCCUGUGUGCACUGCUGCCGUCCGGCGUGGCCCCCGGCCACUGCCCCUGGCCCCUACACCCGGGUGAGUGGGGGAGACCAGUGGGAGGGGCUGCCCCUCGUGCGGCCCACAAUCGACAUCUCCAUCCUGAAAGGUGAGAAGGGCCAGGCAGGGCUCAGAGGCCGCCCCGGCAGGAGCGGAAAGGAGGGUCCACCCGGUGCCUGGGGCCUGCAGGGCCGCAAAGGCCAGAAGGGGCAGGCGGGGCCUCCGGGCGCCCCGUGCCAGAGCGCCUCCGCCGCCUUCUCGGUGGGCCGGCGCGAGGGGCUGCAGAGGGCUGACGGCCUCCAGGUUGUGCCCUUCGACACAGAGCUGGUGAACCUGGACGGCGCCUUCGACCUGGCCGCGGGCCGUUUCCGCUGCACUGUACCCGGGGUCUACUUCCUCAGCCUCAACGUGCACACCUGGAACCACAAGGAGACCUACCUGCACAUUAUGCGGGACCAGCAGGCGACAGCCGUCCUCUAUGCGCAGCCCAGCGAGCGCAGCCUCAUGCAGGCCCAGAGCCUGCUGCUGCCGCUGGCUGCUGGUGACACUGUGUGGGUGCGCAUGUUCCAGCGCGACCGCGACAAUGCCAUCUACGGUGAGCCCGGAGACCUCUACAUCACCUUCAGCGGCCACCUGGUCCAGCCGGCUGCCGAGCUCUAGCCACCGCACAGCCUUCGACGGCACUCUCCCGCAGAGGUGCCCGCAGCCCAACUGCAAUGUCCCAUGCAGGAUGCCAGCCAUGUUUGAGCACUGACUGUGUGCACCGACUGAGCACUGGCAUGCAGCUGGCGGGGCUGGGAGCAAUGGGGAGGGUGGGGGCACCUGUGUCCAGGAUGGUUGGGGGCCAGUUGCCAACCCAGGGGUUCACCCUUGCGGUCGAGUGACCCUUCUGCUUAUAAAGGGCUGU